This is a messenger RNA of Priapulus caudatus, 513 nucleotides long. RefSeq names its product protein PBMUCL2-like. The coding region runs from base 1 to 513 and encodes 170 amino acids. The record is from RefSeq and is a predicted model, not a curated record. NCBI's taxonomy places the organism in Eukaryota, Metazoa, Priapulida, Priapulimorpha, Priapulimorphida, Priapulidae. The transcript has a single exon.
AUGCCAAGUCCACGUCGAUCUCCCGACCGCGUCGAACGUGUGUGCGUGCGCGCCGCAGCCGACGCCGCAGCCGACAACAUCACAGCCGGAGACGUCACAGCCGACGACGUCACAGCCGACGACGUCACAGCCGACGUCACAGCUGACAUCAUCACAGCCGACGACGUCACAGCCGACGUCACAGACGACAACAUCACAGCCGACAACAUCACAGCCGACGACGUCACAGCCGACGACGUCACAGCCGACGUUGUCACAGCCGACAACAUCACAGCCGACAACGUCACAGACGACGACGUCACAGACGACGACGUCACAGUCGAAGUUGCCACAGCCGACGACGUCACAGCCGACAACGUCACAGACGACGACGUCACAGCCGACGUUGUCACAGCCGACGACAUCACAGCCGACAACGUCACAGCCGACGACGUCACAGCCGACAACGCGGCAGCCGACGACCAGCGGCAGCCCUCACGCUACAGCCGACGUCGUAUUAUUCAUAAUCGCUGA